Molecule: messenger RNA, 2025 nt
Organism: Caenorhabditis briggsae
Lineage: Eukaryota; Metazoa; Nematoda; Chromadorea; Rhabditida; Rhabditidae
Exons: 9
Coding region: 1-2025 (674 amino acids)
Molecular function (GO): catalytic activity
Source: RefSeq, a predicted model, not a curated record
AUGGUGAGUGGCACAAGUUAUUUGAAGCCGAAAGAAACGUCUGUUGAAGGAGGAGCUAUAUUAAAAAUGGAGGGCUCACAACGAAAGGUGGUGCUCUCUGCUCACACUUCUCCCACACUAGUGUUGUUUUUUGGCUGCUUUGUGAUGCCGCAGAGAUUGAUCAAUUUCCGACAAUGGCCACAGCAGAGCCGACGACGCAGUUCAUCGGUGGCCAGAUUAGAGAGUAUUCUAUUAAAUCGAAAAGAGAAUAAUACGCCUCUAUCCGUUCUUUUUCGUUAUUCGCUGUUUCACAAUUCGGUGGAAUCAUUAGCUACUGCUGCUGAAAUUCCAAUGACUACUAUUCUGCUGAAUGGUAAACCAAUUACUCAAAGCUCUAAAAACCGACGAUUACAUACAUCGUGGGGCUCUCACUCUUUCCUGCGCGUGGUGCAUGCUCGACGGGGUGAGAGAAGUGAGAAAGAAGGCGAAGAGAUAAGCCGUGCGCUGGACGACGACGCCAAAGCUACGCAAUUCGAUCCUUUCUUCUCUAAGGGGACUCCAUUUGUAUUUACACACGAUGGGCGGGCCGAUAUGACCAAUUUCGAGAUGGAUUUGUUCGAUACGCGAAUAGAGAUUCCUGUUGAUAAGGGCGGCGGAGGAAUGCACAGUCCGUAUUAUGACGACGAAAAAUCAUCGAAAAAGAGGUGUUGUAAGUGUGGCUCGUCUCGAAAUCGGAUCAUAAAACCAGCAUGUGUCCCAAUCUCCAUCGUCUCUCUCCUCAUCAUUGCCUUGGUUUUCCUUCCACUUUUCAACGAAGAAGAUCUAGCGUCUCCUAUAAAACUAACCACUGGGUGUACUGUAGACUGCAAGUCAUAUCUAAUUGAAUCCAUCCCAACUGGAGUUCCUUUUCCCACGAACAAUCAUACGGCUGAUGCUUGGAUUAAUAUAAUUGAUAAUACUAAACAAUAUUUGGAUAUUUCUGUGAUGUACUGGAAUCUGAACUCAUCAGACUACGAAACAGCGAAGUAUGGAAGGCGAGUGUAUGAGGCACUGAUUCGAGCUGGCAAGCGUGGUGUCAAAAUCAGAAUCGCUCAAGAUGGCGCAUCGAAUUUAUCUGAAAACGAAGAAUCUGCGUAUCUGGCGCGAGAAGGGUUGGCAGAAGUUAGAGAGAUAAAUGUGACUCGUCUAAUUGGAUCUGGGAUAAUUCACACGAAAUUUAUACUUUCGGACAUUGCCACUCUCUACGUUGGGUCUGCAAAUAUGGAUUGGAAGUCGUUGAGUGAAGUGAAAGAAUUAGGAGUGGUUAUUGAAGAAUGUCCUUGUGUUGCCUCCGAUCUUUAUAAGAUCUUUGCUGCCUACUGGAAACUUGGAGAAAACGGAUCAGUGAUUCCGGACAAAUGGCCUAUUUCCUACCGUACUCCUUUCAACUUCACAACCAUGGCACAUAUGAAAUUGGAUGGAGAACCUGCUGAAUACUUUAUUUCGAGCUCACCAGGACCAUUCAAUCCAAAAGGAAGGGAACAUGAUUUGACGGCAAUUCAAAAAAUAAUAAAAUCUGCUCGCAAAUCUGUAUGCAUCUCUGUGAUGGACUACAUCCCAGCUACACUUUAUAUGAAAAACGGAAGCCGUUUCUGGCCAGAAAUCGAUGACGCACUUCGGGAUGCCGCUUAUCGUGGAGUCCAUGUUCGUAUGCUGAUUUCGCAUUGGGAUCAUUCGAGAAAAGAGAUGCUGCCGUUCUUGAAAAGUCUACAGACAAUUACUGACGGAUUACCUCGCUAUAACGGAACUGAACACGGACAAAUUCAAGUCAAGAUAUUCACAGUUCCAGCAAAUGAGCAGCAGAAGAAGAUACCGUUCACAAGAGUCAAUCAUGCAAAGUACAUGGUCACUGAGAAUAUUGCUUACAUUGGCACAUCAAAUUGGUCAGGAGACUAUUUCAUCAGCACAGCUGGAGUUGGGAUGGUCGUGCGACAAGAUGCUGCCACGAAAAGGCUACAAUCAGCUUUCGAUCGAGACUGGAACUCUGAAUAUGCAAAGGAUAUUUGA